CACACAGAGAGAGAGAACCAGUGAGGGUUAACAGGGGCGGCUUUGUGAGCCCUCCUCCUGCUGUUCACUGGUUGGAGUACAAGAGUGUGUGUGUGUGUAUGCGUGUACGUGUGUGUGUGUGUUUGAGUGAGUGAGAGAGAAAGGGAGAGAGAGAGAGAGAAAGAGUGAGCACAAAAUUUCUCCUCCGCUGAGGCCAGCACAGAGAGCGAGAGACAGAGAUAGAUAGAGAGAGGGAAAGUGAGCACAAACUUUCUCCUCUGAGAGACAGAGAUAGAUAGAUUCAUAGAUAGGGAGAGGGCGAGAGAGAGAGAGAGAGAGGGGGGGGAGAGACAGAGAGACAUAGAGACAGAGAGGAGGGACCGUGUGCGACUCUGAGAGCCAGUUGUCGGCUCUCCUGAAACUCCUGAAGCUCUCCAUUCUCCGCCGGCCUCAUCAAUCCAUGGGACUGCAGAUCUGGCCGCCAAGCCGCCAACCACCACCACUAUCCUCUAUGGCCUGCCUUGAUGUGGAGACCCCGGCCAUCUGCAGGGGGAAAUUCAAAUCAGUCCUGCAGCUACGCUUGCAGCAGAGACGGACUCGGGAGCAGCUCGUGGAGCAAGGCAUCAUGCCACCGCUGAAAACACCUGCUGCAUUUCAUGAGCAGAUACGAAGCCUGGAGAGAGCCAGGACUGGAAACUUCUUGAAGCACAAACUUUGCAGCAGGCCUGAGCGCUCCGAGUUGGUCCGUAUGCACAUCCUGCCAGAGACCCAGGCGGAGCCCUCCCUACAAGCCACUCAGAUGAAGCUGAAGAAAGCCAGGCUGGCCGACGACCUGAAUGGAAAGAUCGCUCAGCGACCCGGCCCCAUGGAGCUGGUGGUGAAGAACAUCCUGCCCGUGGACACCGCCGUCGAGGACACCAUCUCCGAUGACAAGGCGAGCCUGCCUCAGGUUCUGGAUGUGUACAGUUUCGAUGAGGACAGCAUUGAUGCCUUGUCCCCGGAGCGGCCUGCCAGCCAGAUGUCCCACAGCUCCUCUUCUGCCUCUCCCAGGGAGGCAGAGGGGGCCGAGGCUGUUUCCACCUCCCCCUGCUUCAGUGCCACCAUGCAGCACUCUCCGCUUACCGCCCAGUCCACUUCGGAUUUGCCCGGCCUCAUGUCCGCCAACGAGCAGCAGACCAACCAUCUGGCAGCCACAUCUCAGCCAGUUACCACCGCUGGCCCCUCCACACGGGGGCCCGUUCUCGUGAAGCAAAGCCAGCCAAAGACACCCAGCGACAAAAGCCGAAGCAAGAAGAGCAAAGAGCCCAAGACACGGGUGAAAAAGCUGAAGUACCACCAGUACAUUCCGCCGGACCAGAAGCGGGAGCUGAACGACGUGCCCAUGGACUCCACCUAUGCCCGGCUCCUGCAGCAGCAGCAGCAGUUCCUCCAGCUCCAGAUCCUCAGCCAGCAACAGCAGCACUAUAACUACCAAGCUAUCCUUCCUGCCCCGCUGAAAUCGGGAGCUGUUGGACAGAACAGCUGCUCCAACAUGGUCUCUUCCAGUGGGAAUGGUCUUUCCACCCCACACACGGUCUCCAUAACCAGUAUUGCCUCUGUGAGGCCCAACCAGACUCCAACCAACUACAUGCCAGAUAAUUUACCUGCCAAUCUGGACGAAAUGAAGGUUGCUAAGCUUAAAACAGAGCUGAAACUAAGAGGACUCCUUGUGUCAGGUACCAAGACAGAUCUGAUAGAGAGGCUUAAGUCAUAUCAGGAGAGCGCCAACAACCAGACUGCUGCCACCAUGGACUCCACAGCUGCCCUGAGGCACUCGCUAUCCGAAAGCAUAAGGCUGACGCCCCCCAUGUCCCCCAUUGCCUCCAAAGUGUCCAGUCUGGGUAUAGAGGAGAGCAGCAUGGUGGAAAGCCAGGCGUCAUCUCCAGUUUACGCCAGUCCCAUUGGAAACUCCCCAACUGGAGCACAGCAAGAGGAGAGCCGGGCGGAGGCCAGGACAUCUGAGAAGGACCGGAGGCUCCACGAGAAGGAGCGUCAAAUAGAGGAGCUGAUGAGGAAGCUGGAGCAGGAACAGAGGCUGGUGGAGGAGCUGAAGAUGCAGCUGGAGGUGGAGAAGAGGAGUCAACAGCAGGGGGAUUCUCUGCCUCAGCCCAGCCCUCCUGCUCUCAUCCAGGUCAAAGAGGAAAACGGCUCCUCCUCCUCCAACUGCUCAGCAUCCUGCUCUCCCACUCAUCACCUAGCGGCGGUGACAAAGGAAGAGUGCCCGGAUCAGAUACACGUGUCCCCGCCGCCGCCUUUUAUUGGUGGUCACCAGCAGCCGUCUCGGUCUCUCAGGCAGUCUCAGCCUGGGACUUGUAUGCUCCUGUCUCUUUCGGCUGUUGCUAUCCAGCUCCCUGAAAACGGCAUCAAGUUACAGGUUGUCGCUAACAGUGCAGCCCCUGGCUCCACCAGGGUUCCUGGAGCAGUGCCACAGAAAACAGAGGUCUCAGCAGUAUUGCAACAGCAAUGCACCAAUCACACUCGGCCCACCACACAGACAGACCCACUAAGCAGCGCUCCAGACUCAGCUUUCCAGUUCAGAGCAGAUCAGGAUGAGGCUAUGGAAGACACACCACAGCACUUGCCAAACACUGCCCCAGGGAGUGGUGGCCCCGCAAGAGCCUCCACUAGCCCAGGUGUCCCUAAAAGGCCCGUCACAACACACAAGCCUCCCUCCCAAAGCCAGUCAUCUGUGAUCCUGCAACAGCCAAAGUUCACAAACCACAUCCCCAAGUGUAAGGAUCCGCCUCGCUAUGAAGACGCCAUUAAGCAGACACGCUGCAUGCAAACUGCUAUACAGGUUCCUACAGCAACCAGCCAGCACAUGGAUGACCUGUUUGAUGUGCUGAUUGAGAGUGGCGAGAUUGCCCCCUUCAUCAGACAGGACUCACCCAGCCUGGACAAACUCCUCCCGGUGACUGCCAGCGUAACCACCCUGCCCAUCAACACUGUGCUGUCCCGUCCGCCGCACCAGGUCCAAGUGGCCCAGCCUCCAACUCCCGCUCCCACCCCAGACCCUUCACCCAGCUUGCCGACCUUAGCCACCGGCAGUUCACUGGAAACCCUCCUGGAGGGGGUGCUGGUGGCUGGCACAGGACCACGGACACUAAGGCUGAUGGAGGAGCUGCACAGUCAGCUACUCCAGCAUCCUUCCUCGCCCGUGGAGACCAUGGAGUUGGACUUCAUUGACAACACGCCACCCUCUGCCUUUCACCUGCAAAACACCAACUUGGACAACAUGGACUGGUUGGACCUCACCAUGCCAGUGUGCACGGAGGGGGCCAACCCCCUUGCCAUGUCCUCACCCAUGGGAGUCUUUUCUUCUGAAUUCCUGGACUCCCAAGAACUGCAGUUAAGUUGGGACUGAUUUUUU
Lampris incognitus (smalleye Pacific opah) is the source of this 3388-nucleotide messenger RNA. It is a transcript of the gene mrtfbb, whose product is annotated as myocardin related transcription factor Bb. The transcript has 14 exons. Bases 440 to 3382 code for a protein of 980 amino acids. NCBI's taxonomy places the organism in Eukaryota, Metazoa, Chordata, Actinopteri, Lampriformes, Lampridae. The record is from RefSeq and is a predicted model, not a curated record. Gene Ontology annotation, biological process: smooth muscle cell differentiation.